Molecule: messenger RNA, 1077 nt
Organism: Rubroshorea leprosula
Lineage: Eukaryota; Viridiplantae; Streptophyta; Magnoliopsida; Malvales; Dipterocarpaceae
Source: the annotation of a GenBank genome assembly
AAAAUCCAUGACUUUGUCCAAAAAUACUUGUCUUUUCUGAGUCUUGCAUAUAUAAUUAACACAACUCUGAAAUGGAGAACAUGACAAAAAAAUGGAGGAGAAGAUGAGUGGUACUGUUUCUGCGUCCAAAAACAAUGGAGAAAGUGAUGUUUUGUUACCGGGGUUCCGGUUCCAUCCAACUGAUGAAGAACUUCUAGGGUUUUACCUCAAAAGGAAGGUGGAAAAGAAACCUCUACGUAUCGACAUAAUCAAACACAUUGACAUCUACAAGCAUGAUCCUUGGGAUCUUCCAACAGAAGUGAGCAAACCCAGCACCAUAAGCGAGAAGGAGUGGUACUUCUUCUGUCGGAGAGGGAGAAAGUAUAAGAAUAGCAUAAGGCCCAACAGGGUCACAGGAUCAGGAUUCUGGAAAGCCACCGGCAUAGACAAGCCUAUCUACUCCACCGGUGACUCCCACGACUGCAUUGGCCUGAAGAAAACCCUAGUCUACUACCGGGGAAGCGCCGGCAAAGGCACCAAAACUGAUUGGAUGAUGCAUGAAUUUCGCCUCCCAACCAGUAUCAAGAAAGACAACUUUCAGGAAGCUGAAGUUUGGACACUUUGUAGAAUUUUCAAGAGAGAUGUUUCGUAUAGAAAAUAUGCAUCAGAUUUCCAGAAAAGUUAUUCCAAGCGAGACACUGCUGCUUCCACCAGCUCUAAUGUUGUUAGAUGCAAUUUUGAGUCGAGCAACGGGGUUAGGGUUAAGGAUAUCGAUAUGGAGCUUGUCAAAGAUCAUUUCCAUAGCAGGAACCAAAUGUCUGCAGCAGCAACACAUCAAUUAGCUCCAUUCCCAGUGUCAUUUUCACUAGAAGAGAGCUGGGAUGAGCUAAGGCCAGUGGUUGAGUUUGCUCUUGAUCCAACAGUGCUCUAUAUAUAGUUGCAGAUGGAAUGGGUAAUUACUAAUUACUUUGUUUUCAAUUUGUAGACUCAGAUAAACAAAUAAUUUCAAAGGGACUGUAAUGAACAUACCUCAAAUCUUCUUUUGCCCCUAUUUUCCUACGUUUUUCUCUUGGCCUGUAAUUAACAGCAGUGAUGCAC